AGGAUGCGCGAGUACAAGGUGGUUGUGCUGGGCUCGGGCGGGGUGGGGAAGUCGGCGCUCACGGUGCAGUUCGUGACCGGCACGUUCAUCGAGAAGUACGAUCCCACCAUCGAGGACUUCUACCGCAAGGAGAUCGAGGUGGACGCGUCGCCUUCCGUGCUGGAGAUCCUGGACACGGCGGGGACCGAGCAGUUCGCCUCCAUGCGGGACCUCUACAUCAAGAACGGGCAGGGCUUCAUCCUGGUCUACAGCCUGGUCAACCAGCAGAGCUUCCAGGACAUCCGCCCCAUGCGCGACCAGAUCAUCCGCGUCAAGAGGUAUGAGAAGGUGCCUGUAAUUCUGGUUGGUAAUAAAGUGGACCUGGAAAGUGAGAGAGAAGUGUCAUCGAAUGAAGGCAGAGCCUUAGCUGAAGAGUGGGGCUGCCCUUUUAUGGAGACCUCUGCUAAAAGUAAAACGAUGGUGGAUGAGCUCUUCGCAGAAAUUGUUAGACAAAUGAACUAUGCAGCACAGCCAGACAAAGAUGAUCCAUGCUGUUCUGCAUGUAAUAUACAAUAGCAUUAAAAAUGACCUAACCUGGACUUAAAUUUGAAGAAAUUUUGUAAGGUGGUAAAACUGUCUACUUCACUUCCUGGUUUGUGGGUCACUUGAAAUACAUCUGUAGUGAAGUAGCAACAUUAACUCAGAGCUGAGCAUUGAAAGUCAAUCACUGACUCUGAAUAUAAUUGGGUUCAAUGACCACAUCUCACCCGUUUUUCCCUUUGAGUACCUGCAAUGUUACGGCAUAGCCAGUCGAUCUACAGGGUCGUUCCAUUUGAGCGUACGUGUUAUCAUGUCCAGCAGCAAUGACAGCAACUUUCUGCAAAGAAGUUGGAAAGCCUUGGAGGUGGGGAACUAGAGCGGUGAAGAGGAUGUCCUUGAAGACCAUUUGCAACUAGCAUAAGUGCAAAAGGAGAGCUAAGUCUGUGAGCAUUUAAUUGCUGUGCUUUGGGACGUGCGCUAUCACUUGUGGCCAAGUUUGUUCAACUGUGUUGAUUUCACCUGAACUUCUGACAGUGUUAGAGGAAGAGGUUACCAGAGACCUAUAUUGUUUGGAUUUUUUUCAAAAUUGAUGCUAUUAUUUCUACACUUUAUCCCACAUCUUGAAAUAGAGUACAUUGCAUCAGUGAGUGAAGCGAGAGGCAAGAUCUGCAAACAGGUGACAGGUGAAGAAACAGUAUGGCAUUGGAAUGUUUUCAAUCUUUCGUUUUGCUGCUCAAAAAUGGAGGAUCACUUCAGGUUUUGGUCUGCAAAAAGCCAAACAAACCCUCUGUUUACAAAGCAGGAAGCAUCUUUAUUUAUCACUUUACUGAACCAGGAGGAAGCAACUGUGAUGAAAAAAUUGCUGAGCCUUAUUAACAAGGAACACUUUAAUAGAUUAACUAGUACCAUCUUGUAAGGAAAAUUAAGCCAUGUUGCAUCCAUAUGUUCCCUUCUGCAGAAACCUCAUGGGACAGUAUGAACAUCCUGCAUCUUUAAGUUUGUUAAAGACAACAGUUUUUUCUUGCCUUUAAGGGCUACGUUCUCUGGUGGGAUCCCUAACUAACCUUCGAAAAUCAAGUUUGCUAUUUCAUAGCUUUAAUGACAAAAACUUAAAUUGGAUAACCAUGUAAAAUCAUUUGGUUCAGAGCUGAAAUAGUUACAGUUAUGAUUCCUUAAGUGAGUGUGGAAAUGGCUCUUUAAUUGCCUGAGACACACCAUUCAAAGAUUGCCCCAAUUAUUUGAGUGUUAAAUGGUGGGAGCAAAUAUUUUAUUUUGAAAGGAUGCUCGAGCUCUGGCUUGCUAGUUUCAUAGCAGUGAAGUAUUUAUCAUUUGCAUGACUAAUGGCACAAAAAUACCUAUUCUGAAGUCUUACAAUCAAAGUAGAGAGAAGUUUUCAAUCACAAUGUUUAGAUUUUACAUGCUGGAGAGACCGUCUUGAGCUGGAUCUCUUAUAGGUAAAAUUGGCCAUAAAAAUACAGAGUCACUGAGCCUGUGGUCUAAAUAACACCAUGCGUUCAUUAGUUUUUCAAUCUUGUGCAGUAACAGUGUAGUUCCUUGUGUUUAAAUGAGUGAAAACAGGGGUGCUGGGCUGUGUGUGUAUGUUGAGUGUGUAUGUGUGUGUGUAUAUGACCCUUAGAAAUGCUGUAAUUGGAGUUAGGUUCGAGAGUUUUGCCUUCAUCUGCAGAACUGCCUAAAAAUGCUCUCAUCUUCUACAAAGGAAACUUUGUACAGCACACUUAGCAGAUUUUCAUAUGCAUUCUUAACGUUUAAAUUGUAGUUCAGUGGAUGGUAAGCUAAGGAAAUCAUAUUAAUCGAAGAGAACGGACCAUCUCUGCCCUUAAUUUUUCAAAACCUUCCUACAACCAAUGGAUCGAAGGGCAUCAGAUGUCACGAAACAUCAUGCCUUACUCGAACGUUAAUACAGCCCUUCUUCCCAUCUACCUUUUGGAACUUUUGUUACUGUGCUUAGUUCUCCUUGAGAUAUUCACACCGUUUAUUUCUGGCAUCUGAAUGCCCACUUUGGGUGCUCUGAAUUGCCCUCCUAGAGGCACCUACCUCUUUCCAUUGACGAUAUAGCAAAGCUUAGGCUUUUAUCUUCGGUCCUCUGAGUCACUUCUAUGCCUAAACUAGAUGGUAUGAAUGUUCUC
Messenger RNA from Centrocercus urophasianus (Greater sage-grouse), 2666 nucleotides. It is a transcript of the gene RAP2A, whose product is annotated as RAP2A, member of RAS oncogene family. Gene Ontology annotation, molecular function: GTPase activity; GTP binding; GDP binding. Gene Ontology annotation, biological process: negative regulation of cell migration; Rap protein signal transduction. Bases 4 to 555 code for a protein of 183 amino acids. The transcript is spliced from 2 exons. Gene Ontology annotation, cellular component: plasma membrane. The record is from RefSeq and is a predicted model, not a curated record. NCBI's taxonomy places the organism in Eukaryota, Metazoa, Chordata, Aves, Galliformes, Phasianidae.